UCAGAAUGAGCACCUUGGCCUUGUACCGUGGCAUCUACACCCAGGAGCACUUCCAGCAGGUCUAUGGGGCGCCGCUGGAGCCGGAGAGCAGCCUGGCGGGGAUGCUGAAGGGCAGGCUGAGCCGGGGCUGCCGGUGCACCAAAGCAGCGGCCUUGCACUUACUCAGAAGCAGGCUGCCCAUUGCAAGUUGGCUGCCCAAGUACCAGCCGAAGAAAUGGCUCUUGGGGGACCUGGUGGCGGGGUUAACCGUGGGCAUUGUACACAUCCCUCAAGGAAUGGCCUUUGCUCUGCUCACUUCGGUAGCUCCAAUCUAUGGGCUCUACACUUCGUUCUUCCCUGCCUUGCUAUAUAUGCUUUUUGGGACAGGCCGUCAUGUGUCCACAGGCACCUUUGCUGUGGUCAGUCUGAUGACAGGCUCCAUGGUGGAGCGCUUGGUUCCCAUCCCCCAGCAGUCCAAUGGCACAGGUCCUGCUGAAGUGGCCUUGUUGGAGAGACAACGCAUUGAUGUAGCUGCUGCCAUGGCCUUCCUCAUGGGGCUCCUCAUGGUCAUGAUGUUUAUGCUUCACUUGGGCUUCCUGUCCACCUACCUCUCGGAACCAGUGAUCAAGGCCUUUACCAGUGCUGCUGCCUUGCAUGUGGUGGUUUCUCAGCUACAGAGCCUUCUGGGCAUAUCCUUACCACGCCCCAAUGGCUACUUUGCCAUCUUCAAGACGCUGGCAUCUGUUGUGGAAGCGUUGCCCUUAACCAACAUGGUGGAACUGCUUAUCUCAGGGCUCUGCUUAGCUGUGCUGGUACCUAUCAAAGAAAUCAACCACCGCUACCGUAGCCGGAUGUGGGUCCCCAUCCCAGGAGAGAUCAUCAUGGUACUGCUUGCCACGGGAAUCUGCUUUGCUUCCUCUCUAAACACCCACUAUAAUGUACAGAUUGUUGGGCACCUCCCAGCAGGGUUCCCACAGCCCCAGCUCCCAGCUCUGCAUCUGCUGCCCCAGGUGUUGGGCGACACGGUGGCCCUCGCUUUCGUGGCCUACGCCAUCUCAGUGUCACUGGCCAUGAUCUACGCUGAGAAGCACCACUAUGUCAUUGACCCCAACCAGGAACUUCUGGCUCAUGGUGUUUCAAACCUAGUCUCUUCCCUGUUCACCUGUUUUCCCAGUUCAGCCACUCUGGCUACAACCAACAUUUUGGAGAGUGCUGGUGGACACACACAGCUUUCUGGACUCUUCACUAGUGCCAUUGUCCUGGUUGUGUUAAUAUGGAUUGGACCCCUCUUUCAUUAUUUACCAAAGGCUGUCCUGGCUUGUAUCAAUGUCACUAGUCUUCGACAGAUGUUUCUGCAGUUCCGGGACUUGCCUGAGCUGUGGAGGAUCAGCCACAUUGACUUUGCUGUGUGGGUGGUCACAUGGCUUUCCGUGGUUGUGCUCAAUGUAGACUUUGGCCUGGCAGUGGGAGUUGUGUUCUCCAUGAUGACUGUUGUAUGCCGCACACAGAGGGCUGAAUGCUCUGUGCUGGGCAGAGCAGCUGAUACAGAAAUCUACAAGCCUGUCAAGUACAAUAGCAAGUGCUUCGAGAUCCCAGGCGUGAAGAUCUUAAGUUACCAGGCCCCCAUCUAUUACGGAAACCGGAGUUUCUUUAGAGAUAUUGUCAGCAAACUGGUGGGGCUGCAGCGAGGCUGGGAAGAUCCACAGUCUAACAGCAGGAUUAAAAUGGACAUUGCUACAGUGGAGAGCAGUGUUUGUGUCUUGGAAAAGAAGCUUAGCUCAGGUUUAGAUGUCCAGGCUAUAAUACUUGACUGCAGUGGAAUAUCCUUUGUGGAUUCAUCUGGAGCACGGCUCCUUAUCCAGGUCUGUGUGGAAUGUCAAAAAGCUGGCAUGCAGAUACAUUUGUCUGCCUGUAAUGCCAACGUUCUACAGACCUUGAGUUUUUGUGGCCUCAUGCAUCACCUAACCCCCCAGCAGAUAUUCGUCACCGUUCAUGAUGCUGUUUCCUAUCUCCAGCAAACCACGGAAAAAGUGGAACAGAAGGAUCCAACCAUCUGGGUAUAACUUGUCUUCCUGCCAAGGGUAAAAGACAAUGAGAUCUACCAGGAUAAAGGCCAUCUACGAUCACAGAGAUUCAGGAAAGGCAGCAGGCUGCCUACGAGACCAAGAUUUUCCUGCUACUGGAAGGCCGGAUUGUCAGGAAUGGACAGACAAGGAAAGAGCAGACUGGCAAGAAGAACUAGGCCCCCAGAUUUAGCAGAUCUUCUUCCUGGGACAACCUCCGUGGCCAGCAACAGCCUGAAGCAGUCCACAACUGCUGUGUCAGGGUUCUUUUGCGCUCCCACCUGUCUUGGUUCCUUUCUCCUUGAACCCUUAUCAGAAAAUUUUAGGACACAACAGCAAAACAAAAUUUAUUAAUUUUUUAAAAAUCCUUUAUUACGCCCCCCCCCCAAAAUGAAGUCAUCACAGAAUAAGUCAUUGAGGCCAAAAUGAAGGGAAGAGAGGGGUUCAGCCUGGGAAAUAAUGCACAAUGGGGAAUAGGGAACGGCUUGAUUGCCAGAAAUGAAAGGUAGCCCCUCUUUUCUCCCUGUUCGUUGCAAGAGAGAUUCUCUCAGACCAGAACUGCUGUUCUAACCAGUAGGAUAAAAGGGUAUAGAUGCACUAACACAGCCUUUGAUUUGCUAGUUAGGUUCAGCCAACAUACUAAACGUGGUUAAUGAACUGAUUCAUGUUUUGGAGUUUGCACAAUAUAUUGAAUCAUAAGUUAACCAAAUGGGAUUUGUACCACACAAGGAAACAACAAAACAACUCUAACUGAGCAAAUGCAACUGUUAGCUCUUUAACUGACCCGGUUAGUUCUGCCAGGGUUUGGCUUGGGUGGAGAGGGAGCUCUGCUCUGGAGGAAUGAGCUCUCAUACCAUUCAGUAUAAAUGAUUGUUGUAGGUUUGCAACCAGCUGCCCUAGAGACAAACCUACAUUUCUCAGCCCGCACCUCUCUUUAGUGGGUAAGCAUGCUUGCAGGUAACUGGAGGUUCUUGUGAAUGCCCAGAACCAGGACAACAUUCCUUGGUUAGAUUAUUGCUCUGUGCUUGCAACUAUGGAUCUCCAUCCUACUUAUUCAGCCUAACACUACGGGAGGCAGCCUUGGAUGACAGAAGGCAAGCACUACCACAGGUGAGGCAGUGAUGCCAAGCGGGCGUAACCAAAUCAUAUACAUCCACAGGGCCUGGAUUUCCCAUUAUUUUCGUUUUGGGAUGCUGCACUGAAUCCAGCUAAAACUUGAUGCAGUUAUUCCACCCUUUCUCCCUUAGCAGAGUUUUCUCUGGAGUGAAAAAAGAGUGAAGUGGCAAGAAAACAGCCAAAGGUUCACAUAUGGAGGGCCAUACCAAGUUCUGACCCCUCCUAAAAUGCAACGAAUAAGGCAGAGCAGCAGCACAAGAACAAUCUUGCCGGAAGCCCCCGAGCAUCUGGCGAAUGCUAAUGACUGGGAACAGGAAUCAUUUUACACCUUCAGCAGUGUCAAGGACCUGAGGUUUUCUUGGACUGCACCAACUCAGAGCUGCAUGUUUGUAUGCACCCAUCCUUGAACAGCAAAUAUAUAAAUAAAUGAACAAACAAGCUUUGGAAUUUUUAUCAAAAUUAGCACGCCAGGCAGGGGAGCAACCUCAGUAGCUUCUUUCCUACUUACAUGGGGGGAAGCAAAAUGCAGUGCCAUCGUUUUUAGCAUUGAAGUGUGCUUAAUUUAUUUACUGCAUUGUUCUGGGGGUAUGAGGAGGACAAUUCCACAUAAAAUAGUACUUAAAGUCUUAUUGUGGUUAGUACAGCUUAUUCCCAAAUAAGCAUGAAUACAAUUGCUGCUUUCCUUGCGGCUUCUAGGCCAUACCCAACCAAUAUCUUAUUUCCAACAACCGGAUCCUACACAAUCCUUUAUUUUCAAAAAGUUCAUCUAGCAAGAUGGAAUUUUCCAUCCUUCGUCCUUUUGCAGCAAGAAACAACUUUGUGAAUCAGCCUGUGUGAAUUCCUAUACCACUCCUGCUACAGAGAUUUUGAAAUUACCAUACCUGUCUCAUUUUUGUCACUCCCUGCACUAAAAAUGCACCCGUAUCUUAAAUGGUUGGGCUGGUGCCGUGGCUAUUUUCAUCCCAAUGAAAUUGGCAGCCCAGCUGCCAGGAAGGAGUGCAGGAGUGGAUGCAGGCUCUUGUGGGGCCCAUCAUAUGGGCCAACCCCAUGCAAGGGAACUAAACACAUACAAAAAAGGUCAAACCCACCCCUGAUUUGUGUUGUUUUUUUAACCUCCCUAACAAACCAUAGUUUUAGGAAAAGCAACAGCGCAGAAGGUUGCAGGAUUGGAAUUAAUAAGCCAGAGACUGGGGAUGGAGAGGUUUGAGGAAUGAGAAAAAACUUUGGAAAUGGAUUCUGUCUAAAAUAAAAAAAAAAAAAAGGCAAUCUGUCACGGACAGUCUUUCUGCUUCACCAUGUGUGUGUGUGUA
Python bivittatus (Burmese python) is the source of this 4468-nucleotide messenger RNA. RefSeq names its product Solute carrier family 26 member 10 (gene SLC26A10P). Lineage: Eukaryota; Metazoa; Chordata; Lepidosauria; Squamata; Pythonidae. The record is from RefSeq and is a predicted model, not a curated record. Gene Ontology annotation, cellular component: membrane. Gene Ontology annotation, biological process: transmembrane transport.